Messenger RNA from Danio aesculapii, 1145 nucleotides. It is a transcript of the gene dnajc9, whose product is annotated as DnaJ (Hsp40) homolog, subfamily C, member 9. The transcript has 6 exons. NCBI's taxonomy places the organism in Eukaryota, Metazoa, Chordata, Actinopteri, Cypriniformes, Danionidae. The record is from RefSeq and is a predicted model, not a curated record. Gene Ontology annotation, molecular function: heat shock protein binding. Gene Ontology annotation, cellular component: nucleus; cytoplasm. Bases 133 to 891 code for a protein of 252 amino acids.
GCGCGCCCUGACAGCCAAAGGAAGCUAGUGCAGCUGUGUGUAGCAAGCAGCCGGUUGUUUUACUUUUAUCUGGCACAUUUUAACAAGUCUGUGACCCGAGUUACUUAUCUACGGUUUUGUAUCCUCUCCGUCAUGGGUUUGCUGGAUCAAUGUGAGGAGCUUUUCAAGACCUCCAAUCUGUAUGAAGUCCUGGGCGUCUGUAAAGAAGCUCCAGACUCGGAGAUCCGACGUGGAUAUUAUAAAGUGUCUCUGCAGGUUCAUCCAGACAGAGCUCCUGGUGACCAAUCAGCCACCACAAAGUUCCAGGUUCUAGGUAAGGUAUAUGCUGUGUUAGCAGACAAGGAACAAAGAGCGGUCUAUGAUGAACAAGGAAUCGUGGAUGAAGAGUCUGUCUCUCUUGAUCAAGAUCGCAACUGGGAGGAGCACUGGAGAAGAUUGUUUCCCAAGAUCACAUUGCAAGACAUCUUGGACUUUGAGAAGCAGUAUAAAGGCUCCGACGAAGAAGUGGAAGACUUGAAAAGAGUGUACCUACAACACGAAGGUGACAUGGAUCUGAUCAUGGAGUCGGCCCUGUGCUGUUCUUAUGAAGAUGAGCCUCGCCUUAAAGACAUCCUGCAGAAAGCCAUUGAUGCUGAAGAGGUGCCGGCCUACAAAGCCUUCACUCAUGAGAGCGUCAAGAAAAAGAACAUCCGUAAAAGAAAGGCGGAAAAAGAGCGCAAGGAGGCAGAGGAAAUGCAGGAGGAGAUGGGAUUGAAUAGUGAAGACAGCCUCAUAGCUAUGAUAAAGCAAAGACAAAAGGCUAAAGAAAAUGGAUUCAACUCCCUCAUCUCAGAUCUGGAGGCAAAAUAUUGCAAGAAACCAGCAGCUGGAAAGAAGGGCAAGAAAAAGUGAAGGGGUUACGACGACCAAAUGCAGUCAAAUUCACCUUGUAAAUAAUAAGAGGAACCUUUAACAGAUACCAGCCCUUUGUUAGCAAUAGCAAACCUGUUCAAUGCUCUUAUGGAUGUCCUACAGUGGAUGUUCAGUGGAAAUAAAUAAUGUAACAUUUCAAGUGUUCCUGUAACUUUUUGUACGUGUAUAUAUUAUCCUGUUUCAGUGUUGAUCAUUUGAAUUGAAUAAAGUUUUGAUUAAUAUUAGCAUCUACA